AUGCAAGUGAAAACAACAGUGAAGUGUGAACAUUCCGCUUAUGGCCGUCGGGAAACUGAAGAAUUUUAUAGUAUGUUAAAGCAAUCAAAACCAGUGGAUGAAGGUAAAGAAGCGGUUAUUACUUUAGCCAUGUACGAAACUGACCUAGAACUGGUGCGCUUGUCACAAGACUCGCACUCAUUAGACCAACUUCUGUCAAAGACCAAGACUCAACCGCCAAGACCAACUUCUCAUGUCACAGGAAUGAAUGCGUUACAGGCGGCAAAGGGUUACGAUAUAGCCACCGAAAACUACAAAGUAAUAAGAAGACUGCUAAUGGAAAAAUAUGAGUUAGCAAUGACAAUAGCGACAGAAUUAGCAAAAUUAGCAAAAUUAGCGUUAGCAACAAUUCACAGCGAUGAGAAGAUUUUUAAGUUUACGAUGAAAAAGGAGAGCAAAGAAAGAAGACCACGUGUCUUUUGCAGUCAAGAUCAUUGA
Loa loa (African eye worm) is the source of this 477-nucleotide messenger RNA. RefSeq lists its product as hypothetical. The record is from RefSeq and is a predicted model, not a curated record. NCBI's taxonomy places the organism in Eukaryota, Metazoa, Nematoda, Chromadorea, Rhabditida, Onchocercidae. The coding region runs from base 1 to 477 and encodes 158 amino acids. The transcript has 4 exons.